This is a messenger RNA of Polistes canadensis, 1915 nucleotides long. Its product is annotated as beta-hexosaminidase subunit beta-like. Bases 114 to 1766 code for a protein of 550 amino acids. The record is from RefSeq and is a predicted model, not a curated record. Lineage: Eukaryota; Metazoa; Arthropoda; Insecta; Hymenoptera; Vespidae. Gene Ontology annotation, biological process: ganglioside catabolic process; carbohydrate metabolic process; glycosaminoglycan metabolic process. Gene Ontology annotation, molecular function: beta-N-acetylhexosaminidase activity. Gene Ontology annotation, cellular component: membrane. The transcript has 7 exons.
GCUUGGUAGCAUCAUCGUCAGUAGACGAUGACCGCUCGUUGCCAACGGAUCGUUCUUGUCCGACAAAGUGUUUUACUUAAAGUCCAUUCUUGAUCAUCACCCAUCAAAGAAACAUGUGGCUCUCAUCUUUGAUAAAUACAUUAUUAUUUAUAAAACUCUUAGCUUCGUUACCAACACCAUCCGUCCAAUUGCAUUCAUUUGCUGGAUCAUGGGUGGUACCAACGAAAGGUGAAAUUUGGCCAAAACCCAAUGAGAGAUUAGUUAAAAAUGAAUUUUAUUUUUUACGACCAUCCACAUUCCAAUUUCAUACAACAAAUGAGAAUUGCGAUAUUAUUAACGAAGCUAUCGAAAGAUACAAGGGUAUUAUCUUAACCGAAGCACGAAUAGCAAGAAUCAAUGAGAAAGGACAAUCCAGGGCAUCGGUAAGAAACGAUGCAUUCUUCAAAGGAGAACUAACCAGCUUGGACAUUCAAUUGAAGAACCCUUGCGAACACAACGGAGAACAUUGGCCACAUUUAUUCAUGAAUGAGAGUUACAUUCUCGAAAUAAAUGGAACGUCAGUCAGUGCCAGUCUAUCAGCUGAUUCCGUUUGGGGAGUACUUAGAGGUCUUGAAACUUUCUCACAAAUACUCGUUCCAUCUGGAGACGGUCCUAUCUUAAAACUACAAUGCCAAACAAUCGUGGAUACUCCAAAAUUACGACACCGAGGUCUACUAAUGGAUACUUCUCGUCAUUAUCUACCACUAUCCGACAUCUUUCUAACCCUGGAUGCCAUGUCUUACAACAAACUAAACGUUCUUCACUGGCACAUAGUAGACGACAAUAGUUUCCCUUAUCAAAGUUCUAGGUACCCAGAUUUAUCAGCAAAGGGUGCCUAUCACUCUUCUAUGGUUUAUACACCCAAUGAUAUUCAAAGAAUCGUUGAUUAUGCGAGAUUACGUGGUAUUCGUGUUAUGCCAGAAUUUGAUACACCUGGACACGUAGCAGCUUGGGGUUUAGCUUAUCCCGAAUUUCUGACCAAGUGUUACGAUUCUACCGGUAACCCAAAUGGUAAACUUGGCCCGAUAAAUCCAAUAAAAUUUGAGGUUUACGAAUUCAUGAGAAAUCUUUUUUCCGAGAUAGUUCAAGUUUUUCCAGAUCAAUACGUUCAUCUCGGAGGCGACGAAGUACCAUUUGAAUGUUGGGCUAGCAAUCCCGAAAUCAAAGCGUACAUGGUAGCAAACAAUAUGUCGAAAAAUUUCCCGUUACUCGAAGGGGAAUACAUUGCCAGACUUUUAGAGAUCACUAAUAAGUUGGAUGCCAAAUCGAUCGUAUGGCAAGAGGUUUUCGACAAUGGCGUAAAUCUGCCUGAUAACACUGUAGUACACGUGUGGACCGGACGUUGGCAAAACGAACUAGAAAAAGCAACAAAAGCCGGACAUCCGGUUUUGUUAUCCGCUUGUUGGUAUCUCGAUCACAUAAGCAAUGGAGGCGAUUGGAAAAAGUAUUACACGUGCGAUCCUCUCGGAUUUCCGGCACCGUCCCAAGUCAACGUGAGAGAUCUCAUGUUGGGAGGAGAAGCUUGCAUGUGGGGCGAAUUCGUUGACAAGAACAACGUUCAUCCAAGAAUUUGGCCACGAGCAUGUGCCGCAGCUGAACGUUUGUGGAGCGAGCAAGCGGAAAGUUUGAAUGAUGCUUCGAGACGCCUGGAAGAACACGCUUGUCGUAUGAACAGGCGAGGUGUACCAGCUCAACCACCGAACGGACCAGGAUUUUGCGUUCUUUGAUUAGUCAUGUCUAAGUUUAUAAAUGAAAUUUCCAUCAACAGAUUUUCUUCCUCAUUGAUAAUAUAAUAUCACGCGAAAUGCAUACAUUCUCUUUCUAUUUUCUCAUCUUUUCAUAUAUUUAAAUAAAGUGAACAAUUUCAACAACCAUA